This is a messenger RNA of Botrytis fragariae, 1560 nucleotides long. Its product is annotated as putative d-3-phosphoglycerate dehydrogenase protein. NCBI's taxonomy places the organism in Eukaryota, Fungi, Ascomycota, Leotiomycetes, Helotiales, Sclerotiniaceae. The transcript is spliced from 7 exons. Bases 1 to 1416 code for a protein of 471 amino acids. The record is from RefSeq and is a predicted model, not a curated record. Gene Ontology annotation, molecular function: NAD binding; oxidoreductase activity, acting on the CH-OH group of donors, NAD or NADP as acceptor.
AUGACUACACCACAAGAUAUCGUUGGGGCAAGCGGCCUUUCAAGAAUGGUCUCCAACAGCAUGAACCUGAGCGGCUCCCCUACAUUAAGUUUCCAUUCUCCACCCUCGAGCUAUGGAGGUUCGAUGUCGAGAGCAAAUGCACAAGCUCAGGCAAAGCAAUUGAAGCCAUUUGAUAAAGAAAACAUUAAGAUUUUGCUCUUGGAAAAUGUCAAUCAAAGUGGAAAGGAUAUUCUUACCGGACAAGGAUACCAAGUUGAAUCACUGAAGAGUUCUUUGCCAGAGGCCGAAUUGAUCGAAAAGAUUCGAGAUGUCCACGUCAUUGGAAUCAGAUCGAAAACCAAGCUCAGCGAGAAAGUCCUUCGUGAAGCCAAGAACCUGAUUGUGGUGGGAUGUUUCUGUAUUGGCACAAACCAAGUCGACCUUGACUACGCUGCCGCACAUGGAAUCGCAGUCUUUAACUCUCCCUUCGCCAACUCUAGAAGUGUAGCAGAAUUGGUCAUUGCGGAAAUCAUUGUCCUUGCCCGUCAACUCGGCGACCGAUCGAAUGAAUUACACAAUGGAGUUUGGAACAAAGUUAGCAACAAAUGCUGGGAAAUUCGUGGAAAGACUCUUGGUAUAAUUGGUUAUGGCCACAUUGGAUCGCAACUAUCUGUUCUUGCCGAAGCUAUGGGCAUGUCAGUGAUCUACUACGAUGUUGUCAACCUCAUGGCUUUGGGUACCGCCAGACAGGUUCCUACUCUAAAUGAAUUACUCAAUACCGCGGACUUCAUCACAUGCCACGUUCCAGAGCUUCCAGAGACUAAGAAUCUUAUUGGAAAACCACAAUUCGAUCAAAUGAAGGAGGGAAGCUAUCUUAUCAAUGCAUCCCGUGGCAGUGUGAUUGAUAUUCCAGCUCUCAUUGAAGCCUCGAGAAGUGGAAAGAUUGCCGGUGCAGCUUUGGAUGUAUAUCCAAGUGAGCCAGGUGGAAAUGGACCUUACUUUACAAACGAGUUAAACACUUGGGCAGAGGAUCUCCGUAAUCUCAAAAACAUCAUUCUCAGCCCUCACAUUGGUGGCAGUACCGAGGAGGCCCAACGUGCUAUUGGUGUUGAAGUUGGUGACGCUCUUGUGAGAUACGUGAACUUGGGUGUUACCCUUGGAGCUGUGAACUUACCAGAGGUCAACCUUCGUUCGCUUACAUUGGACGAGUCCAACCAUGCGAGAGUCAUCUACAUCCAUCACAACAUUCCUGGUGUUUUGAGAAAGGUUAACGAAAUUCUCGGCGACCACAAUGUAGACAAGCAAAUUACUGAUAACAAGGGCGAUGUUGCCUACCUUAUGGCUGAUAUCAGCAACGUACAAACUAGCGAUCUCAAGGAGAUUGUUGAGAGCUUAGAAGGUUUGAGCUCACGUAUCCUCACCCGUGUGCUUUAUUGAACAAUGAAGAAAUAGAAUUGGAUGUACAAAUUUGCAUUGGGAGUUUUGAGUUAAAAGGACAUUCAACAGGAGUGGCGGCGCUUGGUCUUGGGAUUGCAUCUAAACAAUCCCUUCAACAUAGGCAGGGCGGGAGACGCAUAAAAG